AUGUCUGGUAAUGGCAACGCGGCCGAAACGGCGGAAGAAGACACCCCAAAGAUGAGAGUGAUUCGAGUGGGUACCCGCAAGAGCCAGCUGGCUCGCAUACAGACGGACAGUGUGGUGGCAAUGCUGAAAGCUUUAUACCCAGGCCUGCAGUUUGAAAUAAUUGCUAUGUCCACCACGGGGGACAAGAUUCUUGAUACCGCGCUCUCUAAGAUUGGAGAGAAGAGCCUGUUCACCAAGGAGCUGGAGCAUGCCUUGGAGAGGAAUGAAGUGGACCUGGUUGUUCACUCGCUGAAGGACCUGCCCACGGUGCUUCCUCCUGGCUUCACCAUUGGCGCUGUCUGCAAGCGGGAGAGCCCCUAUGAUGCUGUUGUCUUUCACCCAAAAUUUGUUGGGAAGACUCUAGAAACCUUGCCAGAGAAGAGCGUGGUAGGAACUAGCUCCCUGCGGAGAGCAGCCCAGCUGCAGAGAAAGUUCCCACAUCUGGAGUUCAAGAGUAUUCGGGGAAACCUCAACACGCGGCUGCAGAAGCUGGAUGAGCUGCAGGAGUUCAGUGCCAUCAUCCUGGCUGCAGCUGGCCUGCAGCGCAUGGGCUGGCAGAACCGGGUGGGGCAGAUCCUGCACCCUGAGGAGUGCAUGUAUGCUGUGGGUCAGGGGGCUCUGGGUGUGGAAGUUCGAGCCAAAGACCAGGACAUCUUGGAUCUGGUGGGUGUGUUGCACGAUCCUGAGACUCUACUUCGCUGCAUUGCUGAACGAUCCUUCCUGAGGCACCUGGAAGGAGGUUGCAGUGUGCCAGUGGCAGUGCAUACAGCUAUUAAGGAUGGGCAAUUGUACCUGACUGGAGGAGUCUGGAGUCUGAAUGGUGCAGAGACCAUGCAGGACACCAUGCAGACCACCAUCCACGUCCCUGUCCAGCAUGAAGAUGGCCCUGAGGAUGAUCCACAGCUGGUGGGCAUCACUGCCCACAACAUUCCACGACAACCCCAGCUGGCUGCUGAGAACCUGGGCAUCAGUCUGGCCACCUUAUUGCUGAACAAAGGUGCUAAGAACAUAUUGGACGUUGCACGGCAGCUCAAUGAAGCCCACUAA
This is a messenger RNA of Rangifer tarandus platyrhynchus (Svalbard reindeer), 1086 nucleotides long. The record is from the annotation of a GenBank genome assembly. NCBI's taxonomy places the organism in Eukaryota, Metazoa, Chordata, Mammalia, Artiodactyla, Cervidae.